This is a messenger RNA of Kogia breviceps (pygmy sperm whale), 3138 nucleotides long. It is a transcript of the gene LRRC34, whose product is annotated as leucine rich repeat containing 34. NCBI's taxonomy places the organism in Eukaryota, Metazoa, Chordata, Mammalia, Artiodactyla, Physeteridae. Gene Ontology annotation, molecular function: protein binding. The record is from RefSeq and is a predicted model, not a curated record.
GGCCCGCGGGAGGCAGAGAGCAUGAAGCGUAGCCCGCAGCAGGCCAGGCCUGAGUCCCGGACCCCACCUUCCGCCCCAUCUACGACCCCUACUCCAGCGUGGGCUGCGGCCGACGAUAGCGCUGCAGAACCUAUUGGCGGUCUACAGGAAUAUUAUUAUGAGCUGUGUAUGGAAAAGUCCCAGGAAAUUAAACCUUUUAUAUUGCAUAUACUCCAAGAAGUGGAUGGAGAAAUUGAAAAGGGUUUGGCAGGAAUCACAUUAAAUGUUGCUGGUAACUGUCACUUAAUGCCAGUAGAAAGAGUAACAGGUGAAGAUUUCUGGAUUCUUUGCAGAAUUUUAGAGAAUAAUCCAUAUAUUAAUGGUUUGGAUGUUAGAUAUAACCUCAUAAGUGAUGUUGGCGCAUCCUAUGCUGCAAAACUGCUUCAGAAGCAACAUAAUCUCAUUUACUUAAACCUUAUGUUUAAUGACAUUGGGCCUGAAGGUGGAGAACUGAUUGCUAAAGCACUACAUAAGAAUACAACUCUGAAACACCUAAGAAUGACUGGAAACAAGAUUGAAAAUGAGGGUGGAAUGUUUUUUGCUGCAAUGCUACAAAUUAAUUCAUCCUUAGAGAAAUUAGAUCUGGGUGACUGUGAUCUGGGAAUGCAGAGUGUGAUAGCAUUCGCUACAGUCCUAACUCAAAACCAAACAAUUAAGGGAUUAAACCUAAACCGACCUAUACUGUAUGGUGAACAGGAAGAGUCCACAGUUCAUCUAGGCCACAUGUUGAAAGAAAAUAAGUGCCUUGUUGAACUACACGUGUGUAAGCAUGACAUAAAAAACUAUGGUAUGAAACAGUUAUGUGAUGCACUGUAUCUGAACAGAAGCCUACGCUACCUUGAUGUAAGCUGCAAUAAAGUAACUCAGGAUGGAAUGGUGUGUUUGGCCGAUGUACUGAAAAGCAAUACUACUCUGGAAGUAAUAGAUCUUUCUUUUAACAGAAUAGAAAAUGCAGGAGCAAACUAUCUCAGUGACACUCUUGCUUCACACAACAGGACUCUUAAAGUGUUGUCAGUGGUAAGCAACAACAUACAGGGAGAAGGACUUGUUGCACUUUCACAAUCAAUGAAAACAAAUCCCACACUCUCUAAUAUCUACAUUUGGGGAAACAAAUUUGAUGAAGCUACAUGUGUGGCAUAUUCAGAUUUAAUUCACAUGGGCCGUCUAAAAUCAGACAAUACAGAUGUGGAGCCAUUUGUGGUGGAUGGACACGUGUACCUUGCAGAAGUCUCCAAUGGCCUUAAAAGGCAUUAUUACUGGACACCAGGUUAUGGAGAAGCUUGCAGCCCAUCAUCUAAUGCAGGUCUUACUCUUGUACCAGUAGGUCAAUAUCUAUGAAAAGCAAGCUUUAAUUUUCAUAUAUUUGUCUUAUUACUUUUCACAGAGAUUACAUUUUAUUGUCCAUUAAAUUUUCUUUCAUAAAUUAGAACAGGUGAAAGAGAUACUAAACUGUGAAUAACUGUCCACUGUGAAAAACUGAGUAGUAUAAUUUUUUCAAAGAAAUUUAGCAAAAUAGGGACUAAAAUUUGAACACCUGGAGAAGGAAAUCAAGGAACUAAUUUCUUUUUAUAAAAAAAAUACACCCAAAGAGUAAAGUAGCAUACAAGGAAAGGUCAUUAUAGGUAUCCUAACUGAAAGUUGUCAUGAAGUGGUAAAAAGAUUUCAGGUGGCAGAUUCCAGCGACUGUCAAGGGGUUUAGAGGUUGAAAAAGUAUUUUAGGUAUUUUACAAAUGGGUAUUGAUACAAUUUCACAAAUACAGGCAAAUAUAUAUAAACAUACACAUAUACAAAUACAUAUAAAUGUAUACUUUCCAAACAAGUCAGUGCUGCCAGUGAACUUUUUAAAAAGAUAAUUCCCUCUUUUGGAGGAUGCCAAUAACAUUUUCAUGAUUUGAUGGCAAACAAUUACUGUGUCUGUGGUCAAUCCUGUUUUCAAAUUAAAAUUUCUAUGAAGAGGCAACAGACACCACGAUCCUUUGAUUACAGACCCAUGUUCACAAAUUAAUUCAUACAUACCACUUAACUGUUUAAUCUGAAUGAUUUAUUACUGCUAAAGCUGGGCAAAGUGUGAGGAAAAAAAAUUUUAGGUGAACAAUUUAAAGAGGUUACUUUAAGUUCUGCAGUCUAAAUGGAAAAGCCAUCUAUCUCUAAACGCUGAGAGAGGAAUAAAGGUGACAGCUUACAGUUGUCAAAGUACUGGCCUUCACUUAAAGUACUGUGAAUUCCUCAAAUCAUAGCUGUAUUUAUUCAAAAAAUUUAACAUUACAAAAAAACCCCACGUCACUGUCCAUUCCUUUAAUAGAUUAAAGAAUUAAGAUAAAAUAAAUAUGCCCUACUCACUACUUAAUGAUUUUUAAAGUUUAACAGGUUUUUCCUUAUAUUCAGCACCUCAUACCACACUUACAUACUCCCUGGGGAAACUGCGGUGGUGGUGGUGAGGGGGUGGCACAGAUGGUGGUGGUGGUUAUGAAAUGGGAAGAACAUCUGAAUAAAUUAUAUGAGCCAUGAUUUGCACUUAAUGUUCUACAGCUACCGAGCCAGAAAAGACCUAAAUGCCUUACCAAAUCCAUUCUCAUGCUUUCAGAGAGAUGAAUUUUAUUUUACUCUUAGUUAUUAGCUUUUAUCAAACUUUAGUUUCCAAUGUUCUCUACAUGUUUCAGAUCUUACUUUCUUUCCACUUUAAGAUCUCUCCUCUGCAGAUAUAAAGACUAGCUGUUUUUUACAAAGUUUUUUUACAUUAUUACAUGCUGAAUAUAGCUAGAAAUAAUUAACUGUAUCUAAAAAAAAGUUGUAGGUCCGAGGAAAGUCAUGUCUAUAUAGUGUUAAAAAUGCAAUAGGAAAUUUUUAAAAAUUUGUCUUUUGAUCAAAUUUGAAAAACUGCAGAAUUCAAUGAGUGCAAGAAAACCAUGGUAUAGAAAAAAAUACAUUUCUAACAACUGUCAUUACAUUUGGAAAACAUUCAGCUGGUGAGGAAAUGCUACUCCUAGCAAUUAGAGAGCCAAUAAUCUCAGACUUGAGAAACACUAUGACAGACUUCUGUGACAGACACUUGAACAUCUGUCCAAAGAGUAAAGAGAGUUUAAAAUGAAGAUACUAAAU